This is a messenger RNA of Magallana angulata, 801 nucleotides long. RefSeq names its product costars family protein ABRACL-like. NCBI's taxonomy places the organism in Eukaryota, Metazoa, Mollusca, Bivalvia, Ostreida, Ostreidae. The record is from RefSeq and is a predicted model, not a curated record. The transcript has 3 exons. Bases 157 to 408 code for a protein of 83 amino acids. Gene Ontology annotation, biological process: regulation of actin filament-based process.
AUACAGACGACGUGCUCCCGUAUCUGCUGCUGUAUAAGGUGAUCCGGAAUUGCAUCAAUUAGGUCAUAAAUAGCAUAAAUUGACGGAUGGACACUCUCAAACCUCUGGAUUUCCUGUCGGAUAGCUAGCGAGUUACUCAAAAUCAUCAUAUUAAAAAUGAAUGUCCAGCAUGAAGUUGAAUUACUCAUAGAGGAAAUUAAGCGGCUAGGUUCACCUGAUGCUGAUGGUAAGGUUAGUGUGACAUUUGGAACCCUCUUCAGCGAUGACAGAUGUGCCAAUAUUUUCGAGGCUUUGGUGGGAACUCUCCGGGCUGCCAAAAGAAAGAAGGUGGUGACCUACGAAGGGGAGCUACUCCUACAGGGGGUCCAUGACAACGUCCCUAUCCAGCUCCUGAAGGACUCUGUAUGAUGCUUAGAUAAGCUAGAUUUUAGGGAACAAUAUGAAUAAUUAAUUAUGUUUUACUUAUAUUGCUUAUGCAAUUAAAUCAGGGGUCAAUAUACAUGUACAUUGAAUUUUUGAAAUAUUGCCUAUACAAAUUGCAAUGUGAUAUUGUGUCCUUUUUCUUUUUGUGUUAUUUUCUACUCAUAUGGUGCAAUAUAUUUUUGGUAUAUUAUUAUACACUCUUUAAUAUCAGAGGAAUUUUAAGUCAUCUACAAGACAAACUGUUUACAUCAAUACAUGAAAUGUACAAUUGGAAUAAUUUAAGAAAUAAAAUCGUGUAAUAAGCAGUGACCUGUGGAAGCUUUGCUGUGACUGCUAGAUUAUAGGAUUUUUUUAUGCAAAAUAAAACUACACUUUGUU